Hyalella azteca is the source of this 870-nucleotide messenger RNA. RefSeq lists its product as uncharacterized. The coding region runs from base 12 to 698 and encodes 228 amino acids. The transcript is spliced from 6 exons. NCBI's taxonomy places the organism in Eukaryota, Metazoa, Arthropoda, Malacostraca, Amphipoda, Hyalellidae. The record is from RefSeq and is a predicted model, not a curated record.
ACGUUGAGAAGAUGAGAGCGUUUGUCUGCAUCUGCCUUGCCUUCGUGGUACUGAUAUCCUGCUUCCUCGCCCAAGCCAUCGAAGGACCUUUCCUCUCCCGGUACCUUGACGCCUAUACCGACUAUGAUCCUGCCGGUUCUUAUUACGAGUUCCUGGACUACUCCCCCGACCUCAGCGUCCAGGGCAUGGAUGACUCCAUCAGACGCGUUUGUCUGACUGGACUUUGGAUGUUGUACGUGACGCCAAACUACCACAAAUUGGCUGCUAAUUUGCAAUUCGGAAUUGAUUGGUGCAACAACCUGACAGAGGAAAUUUCAUACCCAGCAACGGCGUCUUCUCUACGGUACGCCGGCAGCCCCUACGCCUUGGAUGACGACUACUACAACCUCUACGAGGGCAUCAGCUACGCGGGGGACGAGUUUCGGGGCGACACAGACGCCAGUUCCUUAUUGGACCUCGACUUGAGGGUGUCUUCUUUGAUCGUCAGUGGGCCAUCGCCGUGGACUUUCUUCACAGGCCUGAACUUCACCGGGGAGGCGCUGUGCAUCUACCCCAAUGAAUACGACGCGAGCCUACACGUGGAAAUCGUCGAUGCGGUAUUUCUGACGGGCUUGGCGGACAACUCGAUCAGGUCGGUGGCCAAGGGCUGCCUCACCGACAACGUCUAUCCGGGUGGCCGCCGAUACUUGGAACAUUAACAGCAAAAAAGUGACAAACAGCACUAGAAAGUGGCAGCAGGGGAUCUAGCAGUAUAUAUUAUAUUUCGUGCAUGUGAAGGAGAGAAGUGAAGAAUAAAGUUAGGGCGGCAUUGCACCCAUUGAUGUAUCUUGCUCUGGUUUCGAAAAUUAAUAAAGUUCAAAAUUAUUUUCG